This is a messenger RNA of Myxocyprinus asiaticus (Chinese sucker), 591 nucleotides long. RefSeq names its product NIF3-like protein 1. The annotation marks the transcript as partial. The record is from RefSeq and is a predicted model, not a curated record. Gene Ontology annotation, cellular component: mitochondrion; cytoplasm. The transcript is spliced from 4 exons. NCBI's taxonomy places the organism in Eukaryota, Metazoa, Chordata, Actinopteri, Cypriniformes, Catostomidae.
ACCAGUCCUACUGGCCACAUGGAUUUAAAGGGAGUGCUUGAGGUUCUAGAGCAACUUGUUCCACUGUUACUGGCUGAAUCGUGGGAUAAUGUCAGUCUGUUGGUGGAGCCCAACAAACCACGUCCAAUCAAAACAAUCCUACCAACCAAUGACCUUACAGUGGCUGUCAUGGACAAAGAUGAGGCGAUAAAUUGCGACCUCAUUAUCUCAUACCACCCAGUUAAUUUUGACCCUUUAAUAAAAUCUUUGGAAAAGCUGGCCAGUAUUGAGAUCACUUCUCAAGUUUCCUCGGUAAGCAGCUCUGACAUUAGCAGCACGGUGGAAACGGUUGCAGUAUGUGCAGGGUGUGGAGCUUCUUUCAUACAGGGAGUAAAAGCAGAAUUCUACAUCACAGGUGAGAUGUCCCAUCAUGAGGUUCUAGAUGCUGUUUCCAAAGGGACCAGUGUGAUGCUCAGUGAACAUAGCAACAGUGAGGAAGGCUUCUUGGCCAUAUUCAAAGAGAGGUUAAAAGUGCGACUGGGCGACACGGUUACCGUGGCGAUCUCGCAAAUAGACCGAGAUCCAUUACAGGUGGUCUGAUCUCAUCCAGUC